AUGGGAAAGAAGAAAUCCAUCGGUACUGAAAAUGAGGGAUCUGGAAAACCAAAAGCCACAUGGCCUGAUGAGGUAGUAGCUAUAUUUUGUGAUAUAGCUGUUAAGGAAGUGGCCAAGGGAAACAGACCUGGUACACAUUUUGAUAAAAAGGGAUGGUCAAAUGUUAUCAAGGCCUUUAAGGAGUUAACCGGAAGGGAUUAUGAUAAACAGCAAUUGAAAAAUAAGUGGUAUUCACUUAAAAAUGAUUGGAAAUUGUGGAGUUCACUAUUGCAUAAGGAAACUGGUAUUGGAUGGGAUCCGACUAGGAAGACUGUCGAUGCACCUGCUGAGUGGUGGGAAUCCAAAAUUCAGAUCAAUCCAGAGUAUUGUAAAUUUCGUGACGUUGGAAUUAGUCCUGAAAUGAUGGCUGUUUAUGAUAACAUGUUUAAGGGUAGCACAGCCCUAGGUCACUCUGUCAUGAUUCCCUCAGCUACUAUAGAUAUUGAAGAGGUGGUGGAGGAUUCUGAGCAUAAUGACAUUUCUGGAGAUGAUGAAGAGAUGGACCAGCAAGGUGAACCAAGAGGGAAAAAGAGAAAAACUGUGGAGUGCCAAACUGGGCCUAAUAAAGAAAAAAAUAGAUAA
Molecule: messenger RNA, 621 nt
Organism: Rosa chinensis
Lineage: Eukaryota; Viridiplantae; Streptophyta; Magnoliopsida; Rosales; Rosaceae
Product: L10-interacting MYB domain-containing protein-like
Exons: 2
Coding region: 1-621 (206 amino acids)
Source: RefSeq, a predicted model, not a curated record